UGUGCACUUGCGUUUUGCUCGUGACAAAAAAACAAUGUGAAUCACACGGUUUUAUUCGUCACCUUAGCUGUUUCAAAGCUUAAUGGUGCAGUCUUCUCUCAUGAUGGCAUCCGAAGAAAUACCGAUGAUGGACGAUUUGAAAGCAGAAAAGAGUUGAAUGUUGAACCCGACGAAGAGUUCAAAGAACAGUUUGAUCAAGAUUUUUGGAAAGAGGUUGACCGGAAGUACAGAAAUGGCCUGUCGUUCAACAAAGCAAUGGAUGAAGUACGGGCAGAGAGGUUGAUGAAGAAGCAUGGUGACGAUGUUUUAUUGGUGAUUAUUUACAAAUGGCCAAAGAUGAAGAUUUUCCGAAACAAUCCUGAACGCAUUGCAAGCUUGGAAUACCUUAUAGUAAGACUUAUUGAAAUCAUUAUUACUUAUGAUGGUCUCGGCGACUAUGAAGAAUAUCGUUAUGAAGAUAUCGAUGAAGAGCCAACUCUUCUACAUCUUGCCGUCCUACAGAAUUUUUCACAAGUAUGUCGUUGUCUAGUUGAGAAAUAUCCUGGUUUGAUUGCCUUGAGAACACGGGAAGGUCGAGACAGCAAGCUUCCCGUGGAGUGGGCUUUAGAAGGCCGUAAGGAUGAUGCUGCUGCUUACCUUAUUUCUCAAAUGAUUUAUGAUCGUGUUCAGAGUUUGUUUCUUUCACGAGAUAAUGAGACUCCUUCGAAAUUCUACUUUGGUGACAUCAUUAAUUAUCAAGAUCCAAAAACUGGGGAAUGUGGUAUGAAGAAAACAGUCAAAGCAGUAUUGAACAAACUGAUCAAUCCUCGUUGGCCAUAUCUACCGGACUGCCAUAAGCACGAGGAGUACAGCGAUGAUAUACAGCGUGCCAUAAGCAAUGUCCCCGAUAAUCCCAUGAACUAUGAUUUCUAUUAUCACGUCCUGGAAGCUGAUGGUAAGGGCCGACGACCGAAGUUGAUGCCGAAAGAUGACGAUGAUGACCGUGAGAGCACGGCAAUGACAUCGACCAAGACAACGGCAAAUGAAAAAUUCAAUUGCAAAUCUGUGUCAUGUCUUCGACUUAUUGCAGACAGUAAGAAUAAGGAAGCAAUUCAGCAUCCUGUUGUGCGAAUGUUGGUAGCAAGAAAAUGGAACAAGUUUGGUCGUCGAUGGUUCAGAUUGAAGGGUUUGUUCUUUCUCGUCUUUUUGUUUCUUCUUUCCUUCGCUCUCGUAUACGGCUCUACUCGUAAAGAUCCUUUAAAUUACGACAGUCGCGCAAAUCAAUUUCGUGGUUUUUGCGAAGUUAUGAGUAUCGUGUUCCUUUUCUUGCAUUUUUUGGACGAAUUGGAUGAAGUGAAGAGGGAAGGUCGGACAUAUUUUAUGAUGUUCGAUAACUACCUUGACAUGGCUGGCAUUUUCUUGACAUUUCUUGUCGUUCCUUUGCGUUUUGUUGAAAUGAAAUGGCAAUGGAGUGUGGCAGCAAUUGGAUAUGCUUGUAAUGUUCUUCGUCUUUUCAAAUUUGCCAACGCUUUCAGAAUAACUGGUCUCUACACUACAACGCUGAAGAAUAUUUUGAAAAACGAUAUCACGCGUUUUAUGUCCGUUUUCUUUGUCGUUUUCUUUGGAUUUUGUGGGUCGUUGUACAUUGCUUUGAAAACUGACGAAAUGCAAAGUUCAUUCACCAAUUUUACUUGGCUUCUUUUGGCUGGUUUCCGUGUUCUUGUCGAAGGAGAUUCUGUCGUCGAGGAUUAUGAGGAGUUCGGCUGGUUAGUCAUACUAUUACUCUUGGUCUACAUGGGUCUUGUCGUUGUUUUGCUGCUGAAUGUUCUCAUUGCACAGCUGAGUUGCACCUACGAAGAGGCAAAGAGCUGUGCAAAACUUCAAUAUACCGCUGACACAAUGAAGAUUAUUGCACGACUCGAGCAGAGUUGCAUUACUAGUUUCAUCGAUAACCCAAGAGCGGGGUAUUACAAGGAGCAGGUGUACAUCACAGACGACGAUUUAGGUGACGAGAUGUUAGAAGACAAUGACGACCAAGAUCCUUGGGAAUCUUCAGCAGACCGUGUUGCGCGAAUCAGGGAUGUGGUGUUGAAAGAAAUUCGAGAAGAGAAAGAAGAAGAUCCCAUGGAUGACAUUAGAAAGGAAUUAUUUGAUCUUAAAAUGGCGAUGAAGAAAAAUUGAAUCAACGUGAAGUCAAAUAUGUUUCACAUGAAUUCACAUCUUUACGAGGUCAGCGCGGGACUUUAGAUCGUCUAGCAACAUAAAUUUACUCACAUGUACGAGAAAUCUGAUUAUCUCAAUUUUAUGGUUUCUUAAUGCAGUUGUUUUCAAAAUUUUUAACUUUGAUAUUUACAAAUUCUUACUGCAUUCAAUAUUUCAAAAAUAUCUUGUCCUAUCUAUGUACAUCAUUCCUGUAUUUUCUACAAGUGUUCAUUUGGCUUUUUGCCUGUUUCCUUGUGCAUCUUCCUUUUCACUUGAAUAAAGCCAAACUUCACGAAUGAUGUGAACUUGCGACAAAAA
Molecule: messenger RNA, 2499 nt
Organism: Xenia sp. Carnegie-2017
Lineage: Eukaryota; Metazoa; Cnidaria; Anthozoa; Malacalcyonacea; Xeniidae
Exons: 14
Coding region: 256-2160 (634 amino acids)
Biological process (GO): calcium ion import across plasma membrane
Cellular component (GO): membrane
Molecular function (GO): calcium channel activity
Source: RefSeq, a predicted model, not a curated record